Messenger RNA from Elaeis guineensis (African oil palm), 453 nucleotides. The record is from RefSeq and is a predicted model, not a curated record. NCBI's taxonomy places the organism in Eukaryota, Viridiplantae, Streptophyta, Magnoliopsida, Arecales, Arecaceae.
AUGGCCCUGCGGACCGGCUGGCGGUUCCAACCAUCCGACGACGAGCUCCUGGACUCCUUCCUCAAGAAGAAGAUCCUCGGUCAACCGCUUUCCUAUCACAUGAUCGUGGAGGCCGACGUCUACGGUGAUGACCCCAAGAACCUCACUGCUCGAUAUAACAUGGCUAAUAGGGACCGUGAGUGGUACUUUUUCACCUCCACCACGCGAAAGCAUCCGGGUGCCAGCGACAGCAGCCGGGCGUCUCGCCGUGCAGGUGCGGGACGGUGGAAGGCCACCCAAGGCAUCAAGACGGUGCUCGACUCCGACCACAACGUCUUGGGAUCCAAGCAGUGCUUCUGCUAUAUGGAAAGGUGCCCUUCCGGUGGAGAUACAAAGUCCAUAUGGCUCAUGGAGGAAUACUCCAUCCAUGGCCUUCGAAGAAAAGCCGGUGUCUGCAAUAAGCGGCUCGAAUAA